UUAAAUAAUACAAAAGAAUACUUUUUCUUAAGGCUGGAUUUCUUGAGAUUUAUUGCUUUUGCUUGCAAAACAGCUCAGCAGCUGAAGUCUGCUCUUUGUGAGUCAACUCUAAAGCAGAAUCAGUUUGCACUGAAAAGAUAGACAUUAAUAUAAUUUGCAGUUUCUCAUACUACACCUUUAGUUCCCACACUUUCAGACUGAGAAAACAAGUCAUAAUGUCUUCCUGUGUCUUUCGCGGCAUGACUUUUUACCUCCAAUUUUACUUCUUAGUCUUGUUUUUUUUUCAUACCUAUCACCACUGCUUUUCUAGUUCUCAGUGAAGGAGUAUUGAUGGAAGAUGUGAUAAAUGCAUCCUGUACUGAAAUGUCCUGUCACUAAUGGCAGUCAUCUUUAGUCAAAUAGCAGUUCCCCUUACUCCAAAAUAAAAUGUUUAUUUUAAUGUGUUGUCUAAUGCAUCAAUUACAACGUAAAAGUUGAGCUCACAAAGCAAACAGGAAACAAGAUCACAGGCCUGACGAAAGAAACACUGAGAGUAGUUAGGUGGUGUACUUCCUCUCAUCAAGAAGUUUCCUGCGUCUAACAGUCAUGCCAGAUUAACUGCCAUCAACACACGAGGGAAGAAGUCGCACAUGCUUCUUGAGGUGGAAAAACAACCAUGAAUGUCUCAAAAACGGACGAAAUCAAAAUGGACAAUGCCACCUUGGCCCUGUUUGACAACAAAUUGGCAAGUGAUAUUGUGUCAGCCAUCUAUUUCAUCGUGACCCUUGCCAACCUGAGCGGUAACGGCAUCUCUCUGUUUCUGUUACUGAUGCGCACCUCUCCGAAAACCCCCUCCAUCAUCUUCAUGAUCAACCUCACCCUGACUGACUUGAUACUGGGCACUGUGCUCCCCUUUCAGAUUGCCUACCAAAUGCAGGGUUACAACUGGACUUUGGGUACGGGCAUGUGCAAUGUACUGAUGGUGGUUUUCUACAGCAACAUGUACUGCUCCAUUUUAUCCAUGACUGCCAUCAGCGCCGACCGCUACGUGGGGAUUGUGAAACCGAUGCGCUUCAGAGAGAUGAGGAAGAGGAAAACAUAUGCAAUUGUUGCCUGUAUAUUCAUAUGGCUGCUAGUCCUUGUGAUUCUGAGCCCGCUGCAAAAAACAGACUUGACAUAUUUUGUAAAGGAGCGCAAUAUCACCACAUGUUUUGACGUGUUGAGGAAGGACAUGCUCCCGAGCACUGCUCACUGGGCAGGCUUCAUUUUUGGCAUGUUCAUCAUCCUCUUCCUCUGUCCGUUCAUCAUAACAGUGUUUUGCUACAUUAACAUCAUCUGUGUCCUGGUCAGAAAAACCAAUAGUCAACAGAAAGGCCGUGCUGUGCGGUUGGCGUGCAUCGUUCUGUUUGUGUACAUCUUUUGUUUUGCUCCCAAUAAUAUAUUACUAUUGGCCCACGCAAUCAUAAGGCUGUACUAUGACCAAUCUCUCUAUAUCUACUAUAAACUCUCCCUGUCUCUUAGCUGCAUUAAUAGUUGCAUAGAUCCAUUUAUUUAUUAUUUUGCAUCGAAAGAGUUUCGUCGGAAGCUAAGGCAAAUGCUGAGGUGGCAUACUCUCAGCACAGGAGAGAUGCAAAUGAUUGAGGGUCGUAGAGAAAGCUUUUUCUCUGGACGUACAACAGGCAAUGCAAAUGAGGACUGUGACAAUUUUUAACAUUUCUUUUUGUUGUUUUUAAUAUUUUUCGUUUCUGCUAUUUUUAUUUUGAGAAGAUAUUAGGGGGAUUGUCAGAAUCAGCGGCCAUAUGAGCACUGUUAAAUGAGUCAGAGCACAAGUGCUAACAACCACGGCUUUGACACAAUUCAUAGUGCUUAUAAUAAUAUAAUGCAAACUCAUAGGAAGGACCACUUCCCACAGAUAGUUUUCUUGUUAUCGUUUUGUAGCGUUUAGCUUUUGUUCCGUUUUGAUUUCCUGGCUGAGCAACUGAGUACAAGCAUGCUGCUCACAUGCAUUCAGGGCGCGUGAUGUUGUGUAUCUUGUUUUAGGUUUUUUUGGUAUCAUACACCCAAGUUCCUUCUCACCGAAACUUUGACAUAUUUUUUGUACAUUGAUGUGUGGUUAGCAGCAACUUCAGUAAUUUCUGAUCUGACUGAAAAACUACAAAGAUUUAUUGUGGCAGCUAUUUUAGAUGUAUUGCUAAUC
Molecule: messenger RNA, 2176 nt
Organism: Sinocyclocheilus grahami
Lineage: Eukaryota; Metazoa; Chordata; Actinopteri; Cypriniformes; Cyprinidae
Product: P2Y purinoceptor 8-like
Exons: 4
Coding region: 656-1690 (344 amino acids)
Biological process (GO): blood coagulation; positive regulation of Rho protein signal transduction; thrombin-activated receptor signaling pathway
Cellular component (GO): plasma membrane
Molecular function (GO): thrombin-activated receptor activity
Source: RefSeq, a predicted model, not a curated record